AUGGAUAGUCGUCGACGGUCAGGCGCAAGCACUCCCGUGGAGAGUGAGUCCCCAAGCUCGGUGGACACUCCCGCGACAGAGUCUUCCGUUUUCCUCGACAAUUUUGAUGAGCUGUUAGGGAGAUUCCCUCAAGAAAAUCCAUAUAUUCUUGUCACCGGUGGCUUGGGAUUCAUCGGCAGUCACACCACAUUGGAGCUUCUCAAAGCUGGUUAUCAUGUGAUUGUUAUCGACAAUCUCAGCAACUCUUUUGAAGUCGUGCUUGACCGCAUCAAUCUUUUGGCUCAGAAGUUCCACGACACCAAUGGAUCACCAAUGCCAUCACUGCGGCUGCAUGCUCACGAUUACCGUGACACAUCGGCUCUUCAAGAUUUGUUAUGUGACUAUCGGCUUCCAUCGAGGUGGGGCACCCCGAAGUCGAAGAUUGCCGGUGUCAUUCACUUUGCAGCAUACAAGGCUGUGGAAGAAAGCAUUAAACACCCAUUGAAGUACUAUGCAAACAACGUGAGCGGUCUGAUCGACUUUGCCACAACUCUUGGCGACUUUGGCAUCAAGACGUUCAUCUUCUCAUCGUCAGCCACAGUAUAUGGCACGCUCGCCACUUCGGGCCUGCCUUUGAAAGAAGAACUCUGUGUACACAGAGAGGAAGUCGUUACGGACGAUGCAGGCGCAGAACAAACACUCCAGCCAGGAUGCACUGGCAUCACCAACCCAUACGGGCGCACUAAAUGGAUCUGCGAGACCAUUCUUGCCGACCUUGCUGCAUCGGAUUCAGAGUGGACUAUUGUCGCACUCCGGUAUUUUAACCCCGUGGGUUGCGAUUCAUCCGGACUGCUCGGCGAAGACCCACGACAGGCACCAACCAACCUCCUGCCGGUCGUCGUCAAGGUGAUGACAGGCCAAUAUGCCGAGCUCCAAAUGUUCGGAACCAAUUGGGACACAACUGAUGGUACCGCCGUCCGUGAUUUCAUCCACGUCACUGACCUCGCUCGUGGACACAUUGCUGCACUCGGCACUGCAAAUGAAGGGAAGUUGACUGAGAACUUCCGGACAUUCAACCUUGGUACUGGAUCCGGUAACUCUGUCCUGGAUGUUGUCACCACCAUGGAGUCUGUCAUCUGCAAGCCAAUUCCUCGGAAGGCCGCAGAUCGCCGUGCUGGCGACGUGGGUUCUUGCGUCGCUGUCGUUGAUCGGUCCCAACAAGAGCUGAAAUGGAAGACUCAAAAGACUUUGAAGGAUGCAUGCGAAGACAUAUGUAAUUUCUUGGAUGUCAGUGGACUGUCGUCACCCGCAUAG
This is a messenger RNA of Penicillium canariense, 1293 nucleotides long. RefSeq names its product NAD-dependent epimerase/dehydratase family protein. Gene Ontology annotation, molecular function: UDP-glucose 4-epimerase activity. Gene Ontology annotation, cellular component: cytosol. The coding region runs from base 1 to 1293 and encodes 430 amino acids. The record is from RefSeq and is a predicted model, not a curated record. The transcript has a single exon. Gene Ontology annotation, biological process: beta-D-galactose catabolic process via UDP-galactose, Leloir pathway. NCBI's taxonomy places the organism in Eukaryota, Fungi, Ascomycota, Eurotiomycetes, Eurotiales, Aspergillaceae.